Messenger RNA from Symbiodinium necroappetens, 371 nucleotides. Lineage: Eukaryota; Dinophyceae; Suessiales; Symbiodiniaceae. The record is from the annotation of a GenBank genome assembly.
GCAGGCAACUUCAGACUCAUUUUUUCCGACAUUGGCUUCUGGAGACCAGGGGACCUCGGCCCAACUCGCUUUGGAAGUUUGACAACCGGGAAGCCUAUAAGACCGAGUUGCACAAACUUCUGGAGCACGAGCUUGACAACUUCAGAGAGCAGUUCAAUCAACUGUACACCAAGCUUGCAAACGAGGACGAAGAUGGCGACAAGCUGGUAGCUGUUGCACAGCAUGAGUCCAUCCACAAGCCGCUGUUAUCCCAGAUCAACGCGCAUGCUUUCCCGGUGUGGGUUGAGCAGCUGGAUGUUCCAGAAACGUUGGAGCAGUUCCGCUUGGUGGGUGCUGCUGGAAUGGCAGGCCUGCUCGGUAGUCGCAACUAG